This is a messenger RNA of Hydra vulgaris (swiftwater hydra), 3217 nucleotides long. RefSeq names its product alanine--tRNA ligase, cytoplasmic. Gene Ontology annotation, cellular component: mitochondrion; cytoplasm. Lineage: Eukaryota; Metazoa; Cnidaria; Hydrozoa; Anthoathecata; Hydridae. The record is from RefSeq and is a predicted model, not a curated record. Gene Ontology annotation, molecular function: aminoacyl-tRNA deacylase activity; alanine-tRNA ligase activity; nucleic acid binding. Gene Ontology annotation, biological process: alanyl-tRNA aminoacylation.
UUGUGCUGAUAAGACUACUCAGGGAUUUUCUGUUGUGUAUAGUUUUUGAAUGAAUAAAAGCUGUUUGUCUUUAUUUUUAAAGCAAUUUUUUAACCAUAUGCUUGGUUCAUAAAUUAAUGCUGUUGGGCUUUGUUUUUCAAUAUAAAUACUUUGUUUCAAAUAUAACUGCAAAAUAUUUGUUACGUAGUUUUAGUAUUAAAACUUUCCAAUCACUUCGUUGUUCAAAGGAAAUGACUUCAAAAACUGCUAAGCAAGUGAGACAAGAUUUUAUUGAUUUUUUUGUCAAAAAAUAUGAUCACAUAUUUGUACCUUCAUCGUCAACAAUUCCACAUGAAGAUCCUACUCUUCUUUUUGCUAAUGCUGGUAUGAAUCAGUUCAAGUCAUUAUUCCUUGGUACUGCUGACCCAAAUAGUGAUUUUGCAAAGUUAAAACGAGUAGUUAACUCUCAAAAGUGCAUUAGAGCUGGUGGAAAACACAAUGAUCUUGAUGAUGUUGGGAAAGAUGUGUAUCACCAUACUUUUUUUGAAAUGAUGGGAAACUGGUCUUUUGGGGAUUUCUUUAAGAAGGAAAUAAUUGCUUGGUCAUGGGAGCUUUUAACAGAUGUUUGGGGUCUGGAAAAAGAACGUUUUUACGUUACAUAUUUUGGUGGAGCUGAUGGAGUGCCUGCAGAUGAAGAGGCCAAGCAGUUCUGGCUCGAACUGGGUUUACCACCCAAUCAUGUUUUACCGUUUGGAAUGAAGGAAAAUUUUUGGGAAAUGGGAGAAACAGGUCCAUGUGGUCCUUGUUCAGAGCUUCAUUAUGAUCGUAUUGGUGGAAGAGAUGCCUCAAAUUUAGUUAACAUGGAUGUCCCUGAUGUUUUGGAAGUAUGGAACUUGGUGUUUAUACAAUUUAACAGGGAGGUUGAUGGUCAAUUAGUACCUUUACCAAAUCAACAUGUUGAUACCGGACUAGGAUUGGAAAGAAUAAUAUCAGUUCUUCAAAAUAAAAUGUCAAAUUACGAUACAGAUGUGUUUACACCCUACUUUGAUGCAAUUCAUCAGGCUACUGGUAUCAAACCUUACCUUGGUUUAGUUGGUCCUGAUGAUAAAGAUGGUGUUGAUAUGGCUUAUAGAGUAAUAGCUGACCAUAUUCGUACAUUAACAGUAGCAUUGUCAGAUGGUGGUAGACCAGACAAUGUAGGAAGAGGAUAUGUGCUCCGUAGAAUUCUGCGCAGGGCUGUUCGAUUUGCAACAGAAAAACUCAACUGCAAACCUGGUGUAUUUGCAUCUCUUGUUGAUGUUGUUUGUACUUCUUUAGGAUCUGUUUAUCCAAAUAUCUUGAAAGAUCCACAAACAAUUAAAGACAUUAUUAAUGAAGAAGAAAGUCAAUUUUUAAAAACAUUAGCCAGAGGAAGGAGAUUAUUUAACAGAACUGCAGAUAAAACUACUGAUGGUAUAAUUGCAGGAGAUCUUGCUUGGAGAUUAUAUGACACCUAUGGUUUCCCAAGUGAUCUAACAAUUCUUAUGGCAGAAGAACGUAACUUAAAAGUUGAUAUGGUUGGUUAUGAAGUUUUGAAGGCUAAAGCUCAAGAAAUGGCUCGUGCCAGAGGUUCUGAAGUGGAAGAUAUAUAUAGUUUAGAUGUCCAUGCUAUAGAUGAACUGAAAACAAAAGGUUUUGUACAGACAGAUGAAUCUCCAAAAUAUAAUUAUGAAAAAGAUGAACAUGGAAACUAUGUUUUUCAACCAACAGAAGCCAUAGUUACUGCUCUGAGAGUUAACAAGCAGUUUGUUGAUGAAGUUACAAACGGAAAAUGUGGGGUUCUUCUUGAUAGGACAUCUUUUUAUGCUGAGCAAGGUGGACAACUGUUUGACACUGGCUACAUUAAUCUUGGAGAGGAGGUGGAGUUUGCCGUAAAUGAUGUGCAGAUACACGGAGGUUAUGUUUUGCAUGUGGGAAAUUUGGUUGGAACUCUUAAAGUUGGUGAUAAAGUAACAUGUAGUAUUGAUGAGUCCCGACGUCGAUCAUUAAUGAAUAACCACACUGCCACACAUUUGCUUAACUUUGCAUUACGGAAAGUUCUUGUUGAUGAUGCCGAUCAAAGAGGGUCAUUGGUUGCACCAGAUAAGCUUCGUUUUGAUUUUACAGCCAAAGGUGCCUUAUCAUCUGAACAAGUCAAAAUGACAGAGGAUAUUACUAGAGAAAUAAUCAAACAAGAUCAAAAAGUUUUUGCUAGUGCAAGCUCUUUGGCUGUUGCUAAAAAUAUUCAAGGUUUGCGAGCCAUAUUUGAUGAGGUAUAUCCAGAUCCUGUAAGAGUCAUCUCAAUUGGUUAUGAUCUAAAAGAUCUAAUUAAUGAUCCCCAGGCUGGUUAUAAAACUUCUGUUGAGUUUUGUGGUGGAACACAUUUAAAAAGCACAGGUGAUGUAGUAGAAUUUGCUAUUGUUUCUGAAGAAGCGAUUUCUAAAGGCAUACGCAGAAUUGUAUCGCUUACUGGCUCUGAUGCUCUAAAGGCUCAUAAAAGAGCAAAUCAGUUAGCCUCAACAUUAAAUGAAUUUUCAGAGUACGUUGAGGUUCAGAAAAACAAUAAUACAUUGAACAUGAGACAGUUGUCUCAGCAAAUUGCAAAGAUUACAGAGGAAAUAUCUGAAUCGCUUAUACCGGCAUGGUGCAAACAUGAACUUAGAGAAAAAUUAAAAAGCAUUAAAAAACAUCUUGAUGAUACUGAGCGAAUGGAAAAAGCUUCUCGACAAAAUAGAGUUAUUGAAAAAGCUAGUGAGAUCGCUACACUUCAUCUAAAUGAACCUUUUAUUGUUCAAAGAAUGGAAGAUGGCUGUAAUGCUAAAGCGUUGGAUGCUGCUUUAAAAAGUGUGAAGGCUGUCGCUCCUAACUUAUCUGCGAUGCUUUUUUCUGUUGAUACUGAAACAAACACAGUAAUUUGUUUAUGCCAAGUUCCUCAAAAUGUAGUUGAUAACACUAGUUUAAAGGCUAACGAAUGGGUAAAAGAAGUUUCUACCGUUAUCGGUGGGAAAGGUGGUGGUAAACCAAUUUCUGCUCAAGGAUCCGGAGAUAAAAUGCAGGAAAUAGAUAAAGCUGUAGAAGUUGCAAAAUCGUUUGCAUCUUUAAAACUUCAGUAGACGAAUUAUAAUUAGCAGUAAUAAAUAAUAACAAACGCUUCUUGCAAUUAAAAAAAUGUACAUUUUCACGAUUAAAAAAAAUGAUAGAAUAAGCUAGAUAAAAAUAA